Messenger RNA from Ilex paraguariensis (yerba mate), 279 nucleotides. The record is from the annotation of a GenBank genome assembly. Lineage: Eukaryota; Viridiplantae; Streptophyta; Magnoliopsida; Aquifoliales; Aquifoliaceae.
AUGGACAAGAAUGGUGAAUUCAAGGAAUUGUUGAGUGAAGACACAUUGGGUAUGUUAAGCCUAUAUGAAGCAUCUUACUUGGGUGUAAAAGGUGAAGAUGUCCUCCAGUCUUUAGAGCUUCCAAGGCACUUGAGGAUGGCUAGGUUAGAAGCUAGAAGGUACAUUGAAGAGUACAGCAGAGAAAGCGACCACAAUUCAACCCUUCUGGAACUAGCUAAGUUGGAGUAUAACCAGGUCCAAUCACUUCACCAAAUGGAACUGGCUGAGGUUUCCAGGUAA